Messenger RNA from Ophidiomyces ophidiicola, 4260 nucleotides. RefSeq names its product Target of rapamycin complex 1 subunit kog1 (gene KOG1). The record is from RefSeq and is a predicted model, not a curated record. Bases 1 to 4260 code for a protein of 1419 amino acids. NCBI's taxonomy places the organism in Eukaryota, Fungi, Ascomycota, Eurotiomycetes, Onygenales, Onygenaceae. Gene Ontology annotation, molecular function: protein-macromolecule adaptor activity; protein binding. The transcript has 6 exons. Gene Ontology annotation, cellular component: TORC1 complex; cytoplasm. Gene Ontology annotation, biological process: positive regulation of protein serine/threonine kinase activity; positive regulation of cell growth; regulation of autophagy.
AUGAGGGACCCCAAGCUGGAUAUGUAUAUCAAUGCGAGGACUCGACCGCAGACUGUUGAACAAAUGGGGCGGAACAUCCAAGCCAAGUCCGCCCGCGUCAGUUUCGAGCCUCAGGUCGAGGUGUAUGACGCUGCACCGACAGAUUCUCGCGCCCCAUCGAUGAACCAUCACAGCAGAUCUCAGACUGUAACCUUCCAAGGAAAUGGACAUAUCGAUGUUUCGAAUACUCCGGUGUCUGGCGCGACAACUCCGGCGGAACCAGCUCGGCCCGGGCACUUGCCGUUGAGAAGUGCGCGACCGACUCCAACUCUCGUUCGAGCGAAAAGUGAACACUGGAUCCAAAUUGGCCAGGAAAAUGGCGCAGGAGAGGACGAUGGGGAAGAUUUUGAGCUGAGACAUGGCUGGCAAGAGGAAUAUACCUCGAGCGAGUAUCUGAAGCUUUUGAACUCUAAUUUUUAUAUGUAUUUCAAUGAAAAACGCCAUGAUACUGGAGGAUUCCCAAAGGAACAAACAGGUCUUUGGUUAAAUCAGGAUUGGCGCAUGAGAGAUCGCCUCAAGACAGUGUCUGCUGCUCUUGCUAUCUGCCUUAAUAUUGGAGUUGAUCCCCCCGACGUUGUAAAGACGAAUCCGAGUGCGAAGCUGGAGUGCUGGGUUGACCCGACUUCAUCUAGUGGUGCCCAGAACAAAGUGAUGGAACAAAUUGGUAAGAAGCUGCAGGAGCAAUAUGAGACCUUAAGCUUGCGUACUCGGUAUAAGCAAUAUCUGGACCCUUCUGUCGAAGAAACGAAAAAAUUCUGUAUUUCACUACGCAGAAACGCCAAGGAUGAGAGGGUUCUUUUUCACUACAAUGGUCACGGAGUUCCUCUUCCAACCCCAUCCGGAGAAAUAUGGGUGUUUAACAAAACUUACACCCAAUAUAUUCCUGUUUCCUUGUAUGACCUGCAAUCUUGGCUUGCAGGGCCAAGCUUGUUUGUUUUCGAUGUCUCCCACGCUGGCCACAUUGUCACGAAUUUCCAUAAAUUUGUGGAGAAGCAUGAAAAGGAGAAUGCUGAAGUGCGCAGAAAAGAUUCCAAUGCAGCAAUUCAAAAUUAUGGAGACUGCAUUAUUCUUGCUGCUUGUGACAAGACUGAGUCUCUGCCAACAAACCCCGAUCUCCCCGCUGACCUAUUUACCUGUUGCUUAACCACCCCCAUACAAAUCGCCCUAAGAUAUUUUAUGCUCCAAAAUCCACUGCAGUGUGGAGCACCUCCAGAUGAAAUAAAGGUGCCCGGGCGACUUCAAGACCGUCGAAGCCCUCUUGGCGAGCUCAAUUGGAUUUUCACCGCAAUUACGGACACCAUCGCUUGGAACACUUUACCACGUUCGCUCUUCAAAAAACUUUUUCGUCAAGAUCUCAUGGUGGCAGCGUUAUUUAGGAAUUUUCUCCUAAGCGAAAGGAUUAUGAGAACCCAUGACUGCUGUCCGAUUUCUUCUCCCGAACUUCCAGAAACACAUACCCAUCCACUAUGGCAAAGCUGGGAUUUGGCUAUUGAGAUGGUCCUUUCUCAGCUUCCGGCGUUACUUGAACACGAAGAAGGGAAGAAACUUUACGAAUAUCAGCAUUCCAGCUUUUUUUCCGAACAGCUUACUGCCUUCGAGGUAUAUUUGUCUGCAGGGCCUACCGAGAGUAAUCCUCCAGACCAGCUGCCAAUCGUGUUGCAGGUACUCUUGAGCCAAGCGCAUCGUCUGCGAGCUUUAAUUCUCUUGAGUAAGUUCCUUGAUCUUGGCCCCUGGGCUGUUCACCUGGCCUUGAGUAUUGGUAUAUUUCCCUAUGUCGUGAAACUGUUACAAAGCGCUGCUCAGGAGCUUAAACCUGUAAUGGUUUUCAUAUGGGCAAGGAUCAUGGCAGUUGACCAUACGGUUCAGAGCGAUUUGCUCAAGGAUAAUGGUAUCCAUUAUUUCAUUAACAUUCUGAAUCCUGGCACUCCGAUCCCUGUGGGAAAUGUCAGUGAACAUCGUGCUAUGUGCGCGUUCAUCGUUGCCGUUUUCUGCAAAGAAUAUCCCCAGGGACAAAAUGUGUGCCUUUCUCCAGAACUCAUAGAGUUUUGCCUUCACCACCUAACUGAUACCGAGAAUCCGCUUCUGAGACAAUGGUGUUGCCUUUGUUUAAGUAUGUUGUGGUUGAGUUUCCCGGAAGCAAAAUGGAUGGGAAUUAGAUCUUCGGCCCCAUCAAAGCUAUGUAAGCUUGUUUUGGACCCUGUACCCGAAGUACGGGCGGCAAUGCUUCACGCGUUGACAAGCUUCAUCGGAAUACCUGACCUAACAGACCAAAUUGCCCAAACUGAGGAGUAUCUUGCGACCACCAUUGUUCCGAUGGGAAAUGAUGGAAGUGUUCUUGUACGAAAAGAGCUGUUAGUCUUUUUAUCAACCUUUGCUAAGCGAUAUCAAAACAAAUUUUUGGUUGCAGCUUAUGAACAGCUUUUGGAGGAAAAGCACCUUCUUAAACAUAUUGUGUCAGGCUCUAAAGAUACCCAGCCACCACCUCUUCCUGACCGCGGUGUGUCUCACAAUACGAUUCACGGCUCUCUCUGGAGAUUAUUACUUAUAACCUCUGUUGACCCGCAAGAAGAAGUGGCCCAGGAGGCCGCCACCAUUGUCGAUUAUGUAUACAAGACGCUUUUGGAUUCCCCAAUGGGCACACUGGCUCAGACUCUUCGCGAUGAAAUUCUUGAACUACAUAGACGUUCCAAAUCCAAGAGACCCCAAUUUCUCGAGCCUGUCGAAUCGAAAGCAAGCAGACCCGAUACGCCUUCCCAGGCUACAGGGAAGCCAGAAGGAUAUUUUUCAUUAAGUCUACGAAGAACAGCAAGCGUGGCUGCAUCAUUGAAGAAUCUUGCUUUUGGAGUCGCUCCUGCGGGGGACCAGCGUCCUUCUUCGCCACUGAACCCUCCUGGUAAGGCAAUGAUGCCUAAAGGCCGUAUGACAAUUACCCCUCGCGGCCGUGCACCACCUGAAUGGACUCGACCUCCUGAAGUCAACGACCAACCAGUCUCUGCUGGGCAGUAUGGCCAAGCACCCGCGCCGCCUUCUAGGAACUUCAAGACUAGAGACUUAUCGCAAGAGCUAUCGAUUCCGUUAAAAAGUAAAUUUCUCGAUUGGUCUACAGAAUACUUUCGCGAACCUCAAAUGAAGCCCAGCGAGCCAGAUGAGCCAGGAAGUGCCGAUUACAACCAACGUUUAUGGAGACGGGCUAGGAACGAGAGGAUAAUUUUUGAAACCCAACAGAUGAAAGAUAGAGGCGGAAACGGUCGGUGGGAUAUCACAUCGGCUCUAAUGGCCAAUCCUAGUCAGCCUGCAAAAAUGUGUUUUCACCAGUUUGAAGACCAUUUAGCUGUUGCCGAUGAUCGAGACACUAUUUGCAUAUGGGACUGGCAAAGAAAUAGUCGACUUAACCGAUUUUCCAAUGGCAACCCGCUCGGCUCUAGGAUCAAUGAAGUCCGAUUUAUUAACGAGGAUGAUCAAGCUCUAUUGAUGACUGGCUCCUCUGAUGGAGUUUUGAAGAUAUUCCGCAAUUAUGAAUCUGACCGGAGAGUCGAACUUAUUACGGCUUUCCGAGCGCUACCUGAGUUGAUUCCAAGUAAUAAAAACGCUGGCCUUGUUCUGGAUUGGCAGCAGGGACAAGGCAAGGCACUAGUUGCUGGGGACGUGAAAGUCAUUCGAGUUUGGAAUGCAGCAACGGAAGUGUGCACAACAGAUAUUUCUGCUCGAUCAGGCUCUUGUAUUACAUCUCUAACUUCGGACCAAGUUGCGGGCAAUAUUUUCAUUGCCGGAUUUGGUGAUGGUGCCGUUCGUGUGUUUGAUCAGCGCCUGAAAACUACCAAUGCUAUGGUAAAAGUUUGGCGGGAGCACAAACAAUGGAUUACAAACGUACACAUGCAACGGGGCGGGGUGAGAGAACUCAUAUCCGGGAGCCGUAACGGCGAAGUUAAACUCUGGGACUUGAGAAUGGACAGCCCACUUGAUAACAUUCAAUCUACCAAGGACACAUUAAGAACCCUAAGUGUGCAUGAGCAUGCUCCAGUAUUCACUGUUGGCACCAACCGACAUGAAGUCAAAACUUUUAACGUUGACGGGACGUAUCUUUCUUCCUUCGAACCACACGGCAGCUUCUUACAUCAUAGCCGUACCUCACCAGUCGUCGGCACAGCGUUCCAUCCACAUAGAAUGGUCCUAGCUUGUUCUACCCUUUACGAUAAUUACGUCAAUCUCGUCACUUGCUAA